AUGUCAACUUCCAAAGUAUUUUAUGUGACGUUUGAAAGUGGUCAAGUGUGGAACCCAUUCCUUAUUCUGAACAACCCAUCCGGAAAUACCAAGACGAAGACAAUUUUUUUGGAAGGCAAUGUUCGUGGUGGUUACACAGGACAACAUAUAAUAUCUGAUACAGUGAUGACAAGCACAUCCUGUCGACCCGAUAUGAGUUACUAUCCGUUUGAUCGUCAUAACUGUACUAUAAAACUUACAUCUCCGGAUUAUUUAAACGAACUGGUGUUGCUUCCGGUCAGUUUAAGUAAUCUGUCUACUAUUGAAGAUGUCUCACAGUGGAGAGUAAAUGGUUUCUAUACAUGUAAUGAAACCUCCUACAUAACGAGUACGAUCGCUUUUGGAGUCAUCUUUCAACGAAAACCUGAGUUCAUCAUUGUUAACCUUCUAACACCAAUUGUCCUCCUGUGCUUCAUUAACUUAGCAGUAUUCCUUCUACCCCCACAUUCCGGGGAGAGAGUGUCCUUCUCCGUCACCAUGUUUCUCUCGUUUUCUGUGUACAUGACGUUGAUAUCAGAGAAACUCCCUGUCACAAAUCCAGUGUCGAUCUUCACCCAGUACCUUAUCUGUAAUGUCACAUACAGUGCACUUAUUCUCUUCUUCACUACAAUUGGACUUAGAUUCCAUUUGGCAGAAAAUGAAGAGCGAAUCCCGAUGUGGCUUUCAAAAAUCACUUACCCUCGAAAACAUUUUGAAUCCAAGAAAAGGAAGAACAAAUUUGGAGAUGAUAUUAAUUCAAUUCCAUGUAAUAAUGAUGCAGUUAAGAGCGACGGAGCGAUGGAAUUAAAGGAUGAAGAAACAAUUACCUUGACUACGGUAACGAAAAGGGAGUUUGGUGUGUUGAUGGACCGAGUAUUCCUGGUGUCGUUCUUUGUGCUACUUGUGACUGCUAACGUGGUCUAUGCUGUAUAUGUUAGUUCAUCUUAA
This is a messenger RNA of Ylistrum balloti, 966 nucleotides long. Its product is annotated as acetylcholine receptor subunit alpha-1-A-like. Gene Ontology annotation, molecular function: neurotransmitter receptor activity; extracellular ligand-gated monoatomic ion channel activity; transmembrane signaling receptor activity. The record is from RefSeq and is a predicted model, not a curated record. NCBI's taxonomy places the organism in Eukaryota, Metazoa, Mollusca, Bivalvia, Pectinida, Pectinidae. The coding region runs from base 1 to 966 and encodes 321 amino acids. The transcript has a single exon. Gene Ontology annotation, biological process: chemical synaptic transmission; monoatomic ion transmembrane transport; nervous system process. Gene Ontology annotation, cellular component: synapse; neuron projection; membrane.